AUGCCAGUUGGGCUGCCUCUCUUCUCUAGGCUUUUGGGAACCACCGUGAAUCUCAAGAUAGUCCUGGCAUUCCUGACACUGUCUCUCAUUACCAUCUUUGCCCUGGUCUGUGUCUUGCUGACCAACCAAAGUGGUUCCAGCCAGCCUCCCUGCUGCCGCUUUGUGUCCCAUAGGGUCCAGCCCUGGUCACACCCUGGCCAGAGCCAGCUGUUUACAGGAACCCAAGAGAAGCUGACAGCCUUCAGACAAGUGUGUCUUCUCAGUAAGCUGUAGCUGCUCCCCAAGGCUGCAGCCCUGGCCCACCUGGACAGGGUGAGCCCCCCCAUUUCCCUGGAGGCACUGGCCAUUGUCGUUUUUGGUGGACCACCCCAGCCCUCCUGCAUGUGGGAUGCCACCAUGGAGCAUCAUGGCGGGCCUCUGCCCUAUCACCGACACUCCGUGCUGAGAACUGAGUACAUCCAGGUGUGGAGGUAUUUGAAAGAGGUGGCUCCCAAGGCACCUAUCUUCAUGGCUUCCGUCUUCAACUGCAGUGGCUCUACUUUGGCAAUUCUGCAUGCUACCCCUUGUGGCUUGCACUCGGGGGACCGAGCCAGGAUAGCCCCCUACCAUAACGUCUCAGGUGUUGGGAUUUUCCUUCACCUGGUGGGACUGGAGCUACUGCUGAACCACAGCCCUGCCCACUGGGCUGUCCAGCAGGUCUUCUACCUUGGGUGCUGCUAUGCAGACUCGCGCCAGUUGGAAUGGGAGUUUAAGGCUGACUGGCUAGAAGUGGUUAGAGUCCCUCUCCCCCCACCAAAAGGGGCUUCAUCCCUGAGGUCCAGGUCUCCCCAGGUCCUCUUCUUCCAGUUCUUGCCCCAGGGCUCUCAGUACAGUGUACAAGGGAACCUGGUGGCAUCCUCCCUCUGGACCUUUGGCCACGGGGUGUUCAGCAGCAUGAGGAUUUUUGAUACUCAGUUCAAGGGCAAGUAGGUGGCCUAUGAAGUCAGUGUCCAGGAGUCUGUUUAUGGGGCCAGUUCACCCAAGACAAUGAUAACUCGCUAUCUGGAUAGCAGAUAUGGACUUGGCUGGAACUGUCAAGGCUUGGUGUGAGGCAUGGACUGCCCCUAUCAGACCACGAUGGUGAACAUCCACAUGUUAGUGGGCAGAAGGAUAGUCCAGCUGCUACAGGGACUGCUCCUUUGUAGGUACCACAAUUACCUUGAGAGUCAUAUCUGUGGCAGUUCGGCCAGCUCGGUCUCUAUGGUCAGGUCUGUGUCAUCUGUGGGCAAUUAUGAUGAUUACAUUUAGGACUUUGUGUUGCACCCAAACGGGGCACUUGAAGGGACGGUCCAUGCCAUGGGCUGUAUUAGCACAGCUUUCCUGAGUGGGGGAGAUGAGAGCCUCCUCUUUGGAAACUGUGUGGUACACAUGCACACCUUCCACUUCACAAACCUGGAUGUGGCAGGGCUGAAAAACUGGGUAGCUUAAGACAUGGUGUUUAAACCUGUGGUCGCCCCCUAGAACCCAGAGCACCAGCUACAGUGCCCACAGUUGACCCAGCAGUCUGGUAUGGAGGUCCUGACGACUUUUUCCUCGGGAAGCCCCAUUCCCCGCUGCCUUUACCUGGCCAGCAGCCAGACUAAUGCCUGGAGCCACCAGUGAGAGUAUCAAAUCCAGAUCCAGAGCUUCAUGACAUACGCAUGCCCUUGGAGAGCAACAGGGAGAGGGAGCAACCUCAGCUGGGGGAGAUACCAGCUCGUGGUGACCCAGAGAAAGGAGGAGGAGGAGCUAUAGAGCAGUGGCAUCUACUACCAGGAUGACAUCUGGACACCCACAGUGGUGUUUGCUGACUUCAUCAACAAUGAAACCCUCUUAAGGAGAGGUUGCUCCUCCCUCUUCCUGCAGGAUCUGGUGGCUUGGGUUACAGCCAGCUUCCUGCACAUUCCCCAUGAUGAGGACAUCCCAGUGACGCUGGGAAAAGUUGGCUUCUUGCUGUGACCCUAUAACUUGUUUGAAGAGGACUCCUCCAUUUUCUCCCUAGGCAGUGUCUACUUUGAGAGAGGUCAGGAUGCUGGACUCUGCAGUGUCAACCCUGUGGCCUGCCUCCCCCACUUGGCAGCCUGUGUCCUGGACUCACCCUCUUUCUCUUUCCAAGGCUUUUGCCCCUGAGGGUGUGGUGGAGGAGGGGGCUGAGACGCAGUUCUCUUUUUCCACUUCCUCUUCCCAUUGUUUUCUUCAUACCUGCUCCUACCCCACCCUCUC
Messenger RNA from Carlito syrichta (Philippine tarsier), 2241 nucleotides. It is a transcript of the gene AOC2, whose product is annotated as amine oxidase, copper containing 2. The record is from RefSeq and is a predicted model, not a curated record. Gene Ontology annotation, biological process: amine metabolic process. Gene Ontology annotation, cellular component: plasma membrane. NCBI's taxonomy places the organism in Eukaryota, Metazoa, Chordata, Mammalia, Primates, Tarsiidae. Gene Ontology annotation, molecular function: quinone binding; primary methylamine oxidase activity; copper ion binding.